AUGGUGUACAGUGAUGAUGAUGACGACUAUGAUUUUCCCCCUGUCCCACAGAAUUUUGCAGCCAAAGGAAAGCUGCCUGUUGCUGUUCCUUUGGACACUUCUGCACACAGCAGAAAGAUUGCAGCAAAGAAAACUCUCACUGAUGGGUGUUCUAAUUCUCCGUGUCACACAAAUUCCCGUGAGAGACAGUCAGGCAAGCAGCUUGACUCUAGGUGUCCAUCCAGUCAGUCGUCGUUCACUGAUGAGUCAGCUCCAUUAAGGUUUUCAAGUCAACGAGCUAUGAGUACCGAGGUAGAGAGCACACGUUCAGUGCAGUUUGACGGGCAAGAUGAUGUGCAGUCUUGCAGAUCAAGUAUGUCUGAUGAAGGUGUAUCUGCGGACGUGACCGGCAGUCACAAAGGUCUCCAGGACUCUACGGCAGCUGGUAAUGCUAUGGCUUGCACGAUACUCUACCAUGGAUAUAAAAAACUCAUAUCUGGGUGGUUCUGA
Molecule: messenger RNA, 489 nt
Organism: Ornithodoros turicata
Lineage: Eukaryota; Metazoa; Arthropoda; Arachnida; Ixodida; Argasidae
Exons: 8
Coding region: 1-489 (162 amino acids)
Source: RefSeq, a predicted model, not a curated record